UAUACAUUGACACAAUACCUGCGCGUCUACUGUAACCUCUUCCCGAGCGGAUCAGCUCGACCUCUCCAGUCGCGUCGACGCCCCUCCGAGCGCGAGCAGCGGAGCUCGUCCUCUGCAGUCGGCAGUUGUAUCAACGGCUCAACGCCCCGCCCCCCGGCGAUUCUGCUCCUAGUCAGCAGGAAUGUACAGUGGAGCUUCUACCUUUGAUGACUACAGGAAGCAGCUACAGAUUGUACUGCAGGAUCCUAGUGAAGAACCCGUGCCUCUGUCACUGGAUUAUUUGAAAGCCAUCACAGAUGGUUUUUCUUCUGAUCGACUAGUUGGCAGGGGUGGGUUUGGAGAGGUUUACAGGGGAGUUAUCGGGAGGGAGAAGUUUAUUGCUAUCAAGAAACUUUAUGCUGAACAUGUGGUUGAUGACAGCAAAUACAAAGCUGAGUUCAAUUCUCUAAUGAGGAUACGGCACCCAAAUAUAGUGCAACUUAUUGGUUACUGUGCCGAGACAAAGUUUGAAGCGAUGCCGCAAAACGGGGAACAUAUUCUUGCAGAACGACGUCACCGUUUGCUCUGUUUCGAGUACAUAAGCAACGGAAGUCUUCGUGACUAUGUUCUAGAUCUGGAUCUUGGCUGGGAUAAGAGAUACGCAAUAAUGGAAGGAAUUUGCAAAGGUUUAGAUUUCCUUCACGAGGAAUGCAAUCUUACUCAUAUGGAUCUUAAACCUGAAAAUAUACUGAUAGAUGAUGAUAUGGUUCCAAAAAUUACUGAUUUUGGUUUGUCGAGGCUCAGGGAUGCACAAAAAUCUCAAAUUUUAACUCAUACCCUUACCGGAACACUUGGAUACAUGCCACCAGAAUACCUACUCGAGGGCAAAAUAUCUCAUAAGACAGAUAUAUACAGUUUGGGUGUUAUAAUGUGUGAGAUAAUCACAGGCGAAAAGGUGCCCAUUGGCUGGAGUAUGGAAUUCACAGAGAGAGCUUGCGGAAGAUGGAUGAAAAUAUUUGAGAAGUCACUGAAUGAUGCGUCACUAAAGGAAAUAUAUAUCAAACAAGUAAAACAGCUGCUCGACAUAGCCCUAAAAUGUGUGGACCAUGACAGGACGAAAAGGCCUGGUUCAUCGGAAAUACUUAAUGCCUUUUACCCUAAUCCAGCAGGAAGAAGCUUGUGUGAAUCAAACAGCAACUAUGGACAGGUUAUCGAGCUCCUCAGUGUGCAUCCGCUGCAGCUUGAUUUCUCUUUGCCUGAGCCCAAAAAGCUACAUCGCAGCUCAUGCUCGCUGCACCUAACCAACAACAUAGAUGUACCUGUGGUCUUCACGCUCUUGCCGUCAGAGAGACUAUCAGCGCAUUUCUUGUCGCAAUCUGGUGUGGUGCCGCCGAAGUGCAGGUACACACUAGCUGUCGUAAUGCAUCACCAGCAAAAUCCACGGUUCGGCAACGACGACUUUUUCACACUGGAAAGCACCAAAGAGAGGUAUCAGGGCCUACGGAUCGUCGGCCCAGGAGCAUUGAUUACGAAAGCCAGAGAAAGGGGUCUUAAGGUGUACGAGGUGAAAAUAGCUGCUGUCUGUGCACAUACUGAUCCGCCAAUACGUCCUAAUUUAAAACCAGAGUUGGCUCGACGAGUUUCCUGGGACAGACAAGACGUAAAGCCUGAACUCAAGAUAAUGCCCGCGAGAUACCAUGAUUAUUGGAGCGCACAGGUAAUGUGUGUGCAUCCAACAGAGUCGUGGAUCCUGUGGCCAACCUUGUCUCGUUUACUCGAGGUAUGGGACUACGAUAGGAUGGAAAAGGUGCACUUCUGUUUUGCUCAACCACAAAGAGUUGACUGGAUUCCCAGUGAAGAGGCCGACGAUAUAUAUGGUGAUGCUGAUGGGCAGCUAAGCCUACCAACAGGGAUACCGAAGUUGGUUUCACGAAAGAGAUGGAUUUUGGUUGGGUCUAGCACUCAAUAUAGCAGACGAGAUGUUGGUUACAUAUAUGUGUACAGUUAUAUGGCAGUGAAAAAUUUCAAGGGAUCCAAAACAUAUAUAUUAUCAAAAAUAAAGAGUUUUAAGGCCCAUGAAAGAGGUAGUGUGUUAUUGGAAGUCCAUCCAUCUCGACCGUAUGUGCUGUCAUCAUUAGCUCAUGCUAAUUUACCCCAUGGGAAUGCACGAGUAGUGUGCAGCAUUAAGCUGUGGGACUGGGAGAGGGGCUGGGAUUGUGUUCAGACAUUUAACACGGAAGACUUUCCACGACAACUUAAAUUUAACCCAAAUGACCAAGAUACUUUUGUUACAUUUUUCGAAACGAAAGGUGCAGAGGUAUGGGAUAUUGAUUCUCCAAAAUGUAAAUCUAAGUUGCCCGGGACAUCCGCCGUAUCGUGUCUUGAUUUCUUUAUUCAAGGUGGAAAGCAAUACUUGAUCAUUGUUCGUCGCAAUCAAGAUAAGUUCACGAUAUGGGACUACGAUACAGGGACUCUUGUUGAAACUCUGAAAGAGAAGAAUAUAUCUACAGCUUGUUCCCAUCCUGAACUUCCGGUACUAAUUACAGGCUCCAUGAACGGAAGAGUCUCCCUAUGGAGCUCCAGUACGUUCAAUCUUGUGGGCGUAUUGAACUGUGAUCUUGGAACAGUAUAUAAUGUAUUCGGUGUGAAGGGAUCAGAAAGGAUUAUAAUAGGACAUGCACAUGGAAUUGCAGUUGUUGAAAUCGGCCAUAUGCUAGAAAGUGAAAGACCACAUGAGUCAGAGGGAAGUGAGAUUUGAAUGAAACUAUAUAUAUAUAUAUUCUGUUGACACAAAUGUGAAAUAAUGUCGAAGACACCUCCGAUCCAUGGUAUCAGGAUGCACCUGCGAGGAUGUUGCAAGGAUUGACAAGAAUGUUCAAAGAGCACUUCACAUGUCCUUACACUGUAAAUAAACUUAGUUUAUUUCUCAAUGGAUUAUUUUGCAAGACCACAUUAGCAGCAGUUUACAAGUGCGCACUCACCUUUUUAAGCGA
Molecule: messenger RNA, 2972 nt
Organism: Setaria italica (foxtail millet)
Lineage: Eukaryota; Viridiplantae; Streptophyta; Magnoliopsida; Poales; Poaceae
Exons: 16
Coding region: 182-2737 (851 amino acids)
Biological process (GO): protein phosphorylation
Molecular function (GO): protein binding; ATP binding; protein kinase activity
Source: RefSeq, a predicted model, not a curated record